Messenger RNA from Neolamprologus brichardi, 1368 nucleotides. The record is from RefSeq and is a predicted model, not a curated record. NCBI's taxonomy places the organism in Eukaryota, Metazoa, Chordata, Actinopteri, Cichliformes, Cichlidae.
UUUUGGAGCGACACUCACGCGCACCUCGAAGGCAUGCACAUGCAGCUUUUCUCCUGCAUUACAUUUCAACAACAUUUUUGCUGUGGCCAUUAAGACCCCGUGACAGCGUCAGGUCGUUCGCGUGAAACUACUGGACCGUGACGGGAAAGCCAAAACAAAACAAACAGAAAUCAUGUCGACAGUCUUCUCUUUCCAGACACAGCUCGUCUCCAUCAUGGAUGCGUUAUCCAAAACAGCUGUAAUGGAAAUAAGCAAACUGGUCGAAAUCGAGUCAAAGAUGCUCAAGAUCGAGAUAACUCGCGGGCGCAACGAAAUCGCCUCGCUUACAGAGAAACUACAGCUGAUGGAGAAGCUGCUUUAUAUGGCACAGGGGGGCAGGCAGGAUGCGACAGAAGUCAGCUUAGUUGGAAGGGACGGUUUAGAAAACGGAGUACUGGAGACUGAAAGGACAAGACUUGAAAUUAAAAGUGAAAGCCUGUGGGAAAGUUUUUCUUCUGAGACUGGCAGUUUGCAUCAAGGUGAAGAGUAUGCUGCAACAGAACUUCCAAACCAACCCAAAGAGCACCCGGAACUGGUAGUGGUGAAAGAGGAGCCAUGUGAGGUGGACAAUGGAAACACUCAACAAGACAGGACAGCUGAAAACAGAAGAGAAACAGUCACAGACGCCCAGAAGGCUCCAAAUGUGAUGCAGCGUCCCAAACACAUUGCAGACCACCAGCAGCCACUGUUUACUGAUAGCUUUGUGCCUCUAAGCUCCCUGCCAUCUCUCAGUGAAACAGUGAGGGGGGAAACGCACUGGAACCCACAGCUUACACCUGCCGACACAACCCUAGAAGUUGGGAAAAGCUUGGCUCAAAAUAUAACCUCCCAAAGCUUAAGUGUGCUCAGAAAUAUGAAGCUUCAUAACUUGAGGAACUCAACCACUAAGAGGUUUGGCUGCUUGCAGUGUGGCAAGAGCUUCAGAUGCUUUAGUCAGCUUGAAAUACACCAGAGAAGCCAUACUGGGGAGAAGCCGUUCAGAUGCACACUAUGCGGAAAGCGAUACGCACAAAAAGGACACCUGUAUACACAUCAGCGUACGCACACUGGGGAGAAGCCGUAUCGUUGUCCUGUUUGUGGAAAGGGCUUUAUUCAGAAAUGCACACUCGAUAUGCAUCAGCGUACACACACUGGAGAAAAACCCUUUAUUUGUAUCAAAUGUGGCAAAGGCUUUACAAAGAACUGCAAUCUGAAAAAACACCUCGCAGUACAUCUUGAUCCUACUUCGAAUGUAUAUGGUAGUGACUCCAGUGCACCAACAUUUAGUGGGACAUUUGUAAAUGGAACCUCUUAAGACAUCAAUCAUAUGUAACAUCUGUAGUUUUUGUU